Aegilops tauschii subsp. strangulata is the source of this 1422-nucleotide messenger RNA. RefSeq names its product BURP domain-containing protein 6. Lineage: Eukaryota; Viridiplantae; Streptophyta; Magnoliopsida; Poales; Poaceae. The record is from RefSeq and is a predicted model, not a curated record.
CUACAAGGACAGGAUAUUUCUUUAUUUUUCUUCGUUCUUUCUUUUUCCUUCUUUUUUUUGUCUUUUGGCUGUGUAUAUCCGUUGUGUCUUUACAACAUCGCGCUGUUGCAGAGGCCGGGUGUAAUUGGUAUCUUCAUGAUAUUAAUAUAUUUCUGAUAUUAAAAAAAAGUUCACGAGCAAGGAGAGUAUAUAUACCGGGGGAGCGGGACUGCGGGAGGCAACCACCAUCGAAUCAAAGCAGGCUCCAAUAUUGAUCCAGACAUGUACCGUUGUGUUGUGCUCUUUCUGAUCGUGGUGGCCGUCGGCACUCCGGCUGUGAGCUUUUGGCUCCCGGGCACCCCGAUGCCAGAGGCCAUCGCAGACCUUGUGCGGAAAGGCAUCGACGAUGCGCCUCGAGUGGAGCGCUACCCUGCAUUCCCCAGCAUCAGUUUGUGCGGUGCUUGGACCGGCAUGUGCACGGCGAGCUUGGCGGCACCGACGGGCAUCUUCUUCUACGAGGCACAGCUGCGUCCGGGCAGCACCAUGACUAUGUCCUUCCCUGCAGAAGCUGAGCCACCCAUCCUCCCACACGACCUCGCCGAGAAGGUCCCCUUCGCAAACCUAAGCGCCGUCCUCACCACCUUCAACAUCCCAACAGGCUCCGCCGAGGCAUCCCACGUGGCGAAAACACUGAGCCUGUGCCAGUCGCUGCCGCACGCCGGCGAGGUUAGGGUCUGCACCACGUCGCUGGAGAGCACCGUGCGGAGCGCCAUGAACAUGCUAAUUGGCCGCUCCACCGGUGGUGACCAUGGUAUGUGGACGGCCACGUCGGUGCUCCCGGCCGGCGGCGGCCUGCCACGUCAGCUGUACGAGGUCCAGGCGGUCACCAAGCUCCAUGGUGACUACUUCGUCGGCUGCCACAAGAUGCCAUUCCCCUACCGGGUCUACCAGUGUCACAUGACGGCCGGGCUCACGGACAAGGGCUACGUGGUCUCGCUCCGAGGACUCGUCGGCGGGAGCCCGACAGCCAAGUUGUUAGCAUUCUGCCACUUUGACACGUCCAGGUGGAGCCCGGCUCAUCCGUCGUUCCAGGUGCUAGGUACACACCCUGGAACGCCGGUGUGCCACUUCAUGCCGUACGCCAAUCCGGUGUUUGGCAUUGGCAAGAAGGCGACCAAACCGUAGUAGGCUGCUACGACGUACGUACCAACAAUCUAUGCCAUUCCCGUCUAGUACCACGGCCAAUAAUUAGCAGCGUGCAGGGAGCGCGAGGUUCAUACGAAGGCUCUUUUCCUCUUGUCUGAAUCUAAAGUGUUGUGGCCUAGCACGCGCAAGACAUUUUGUAUCGAGUUUACGUUUGUGAACGUGUUUGAAUAAAUUGUUAUAUACUGUGGGACUGUGCCCCCAAAUGUACAUGGGCGUCGUCAGCCGUCAGUUCAGCUU